This is a messenger RNA of Pelobates cultripes (western spadefoot toad), 468 nucleotides long. The record is from the annotation of a GenBank genome assembly. Lineage: Eukaryota; Metazoa; Chordata; Amphibia; Anura; Pelobatidae.
AUGCCGCAGAGCCUCCACUCAGGACCUGCUGAACACAGAGGUCGGAGCAGUGUACCCCAUUAUGGCCGACAGCCGCCUUCCCUGGGCAGGAAACGAUGCCGACACCGAGCAGUGUAUAAGUGAGCUUACACUCUAACUCUCUGCGGAAUCCUGCAGCAGCCCCCACGACAAGCCCUAUGCCCGCUCAGCAACACCUGCACUGAAGACGGGGGUGUGGAGGCGGAGGGGGAGCGGGGGAAGAACGAGAUUCCCCGGGCGCGCUUAUUCAGACGACAACGCUACCUAACACACUCAACAGGCCCACCUGGGCUAAAGGCCACCGAGGAGAUAAACCUGGAGCACCGGCCGCACGCGCUUAGCAUCCGAUGCCGCAGGCGGCAAUCACCGUCAGGAUUCACAGUAGUGCCCCCACAGGGGAAGAACCCGACCUCCCAAGGGAGCAACCAGGUUCACGGCCAUGAGGUGUAG